Messenger RNA from Helobdella robusta, 1559 nucleotides. RefSeq lists its product as hypothetical. Gene Ontology annotation, biological process: intracellular signal transduction. The transcript is spliced from 8 exons. Gene Ontology annotation, molecular function: protein serine/threonine kinase activator activity. Lineage: Eukaryota; Metazoa; Annelida; Clitellata; Rhynchobdellida; Glossiphoniidae. The coding region runs from base 253 to 1263 and encodes 336 amino acids. The record is from RefSeq and is a predicted model, not a curated record.
AUUAAUUUUGCUUCGGAGUUAUUUAAAUAAAUAUUUCUGGAAUAUUUUGAUCCAUCGACUUAGAAAAUUUUCAAGUGUGGGCGCGUCAAUCGCGUCAAUCAACCAACGUCAACAAUUUUUAUUUACUAGGACGUAUUUUUUUACCUAUAUUCUUCGGUCACUAAUUUUUAAUCCUUCUCUAACCCGGAAAAAGAUCCUCAAUAUUUCAUUUUAUUGAUUGACUCAUCAUUCCAUCUCUAAUCAAUCAAGAAGAUGUUUAAGAAGAAGCUCACCCCAAUUGAUCAUGUCAAACAUUUGAAAGAUAAUUUAGUUUCAAUGUCGAAACUAGAGCCUUCCAAUGAUAAGAAGUUCCAAAAGUUAAAUGAUGAAAUAAGCCAGAACUUGCUGUCAAUCAAAACAUUCUUGUAUGGCUCAACUGAUCAGGAGCCCCAGGCAGACAUCAUUCCCCAGGUGGCCCAAGAAAUCUACCAAGUCAAUUUGCUGAUCAUUCUAAUUGAGAAUCUUCACAAGCUGGAAUUCGAGGCCAGAAAGGAUGUCGCUCAGAUUUUGUCAAAUUUGCUGAAACGCAAAAUUGGCACCAGAUCGCCGACCAUCACGUACAUUCAGGAGCAUCAAAACAUCUUGAAUAUGCUAAUGAAUGGGUAUGAGAACCCAGAGAUAGCACUGAACACAGGCCAGAUGUUGAGAGAUUGCAUUAGGUAUGAGGAACUUGCAAAAAUCGUCCUCAACUUCUCGGCUUUCUAUAAAUUGUUCGACUACGUCGAAAUGUCUGCAUUCGAUAUUGCCUCCGAUGUCUUUGCUACAUUCAAGGACCUGUUGACGAAGCACAAAAUCCUGGCGGCGGACUUCCUCGACGCCCACUACAAGGAGUUUUUCAGGCACUACGACCGACUGCUCAACUCGGAAAACUACGUCACCAGGAGGCAGGCUCUUAAGCUGUUGGGUGAGUUGUUAUUGGAUAGGCACAACUUCACCAUCAUGACCUUGUACAUCAGCAAUCCAGAUAACCUCAAACUCAUGAUGAACAUGCUGAAGCAGAAGAGUAGAAAUAUACAGUUUGAAGCUUUCCACGUUUUCAAGGUUUUUGUGGCCAACCCGAACAAACCGCGCCCAAUUCAAGAGAUACUCUAUCGCAACCGCGAGAAACUCAUCGAUUUCUUGACCAACUUCCACAACGACCGCACGGACGACGACCAGUUCAACGAAGAGAAGGCCUACCUGAUUAAACAGGUCAAGGACAUGAAGGAGCUUGACCCGGCCUAAUUAGUUUUAAUUGGUGACCUCAAUAUGACAUUAUUAUUGUUAUUUUUAUUAUUAUUAUUUACCUCUGGUGUUCUGAUAAAUUGAAAAAUAAUUUUUACUGGUGUUAUUAUUAUUGAUGUUAUUCUUUUCAUGGUUCUUAUUAUUUAUAUUAUUCGUUUUAUUAUUAUUAUUAUUAUGGUUAUUAUUUGAAAGUUGUCUUCUGUGUUGUGUGUGAAUUUAUUUUCAGAAAUUAUUAAGAAAUAAAAUAUGACCACCAACAUUCGAUUAUAGUUGAAUAAGUAUAUAAAUCAAUAGAA